Molecule: messenger RNA, 1067 nt
Organism: Capsaspora owczarzaki ATCC 30864
Lineage: Eukaryota; Filasterea; Ministeriida; Capsasporidae
Exons: 3
Coding region: 20-748 (242 amino acids)
Biological process (GO): protein deubiquitination
Molecular function (GO): cysteine-type deubiquitinase activity
Source: RefSeq, a predicted model, not a curated record
CUUGUAUUUAGACUACUCGAUGUCAAUCUACCAUGAGAAGCAAUCCAUGCAACUCUGCGCAAUGCACGCCAUCAACAACAUGAUGCAGCAGCAGGUGUGCACACGAGCCGACUUGGAGCAGAUUGCAGCUGGACUUCAUGCCACGACCUGCGACGCUGCUGCUGCUGCUGCUGCUGUUGCCGCAACGACGACGACGACGACGACUUCAACCGAUGACAAUGACUCGACGAUGACAAAGCCCGACUCCAUCUCGUGGACGGAGCGCAUUGGGCGGUGGUGGGGAAAUCCGCAUCGCUCGGUGCUCGGGACUGGGAAUUACGACGCGAACGUCCUCGCUGCGGCGGUCGAGGUGUUUAUGGGCAUGGAAGUCAAGUGGUUUGAUGUCAGGAAACCCGUUCGAGAGAUCUGUCUCGAGGCAGAGGUGGACCAGCGAGAGGAACAGCUCGUUUCAAGAAGCACCGCGGCCAGCCACAGCAAACCGUCGUCCGCCCUAGGCGAGGGCAGCCAGCGACAGCCACCACGUCCGUUUGGCAUCUUUGUAAACAUUGACCGUCCAUUCCUGGCGUUUGGCGCACGGCACUGGUUUGCGGUUCGGGAAAUCGCUGGCGUUUAUUACAACUUGGAUUCGACGCUGGACGAGCCCGAGGCGUUUGCAUCCGUCGACGAGAUCUAUGAAUUUUUGCAAGAGCUCGUUCAUGUCAAGCGUGCGCAGCUGCUACUCGUGCGACCGAGAGCGACUGCCAAGUAGCGAUUGACAAGCAUUUUUGAAUUGUGGUGCUCGUUCGACUUGAGCGGGUUUUCACCAUUUGAGCACAGAGCACUGAGAUCCGAGCACUGAGACUUGAGCCAUGAGAUCCAGCAUCUGAACUGCUGUAUGAUACGCCAGCACUACGCAGACCUGAGCCAUGAGCCGGAGAUCUGCGCACGGAGGCCGGAGGAGCUCUGUCUGCAGCUUUGAGCUCUAUAUUGAAGCAUGAGACUCAGAGACCUAGAAGCACCAAGCUUGGCAGCUCUACGUUGGCAACCCUUGCCAACAACAGGAUGUAACAAAUACAACUUCUAAACGA